Molecule: messenger RNA, 1789 nt
Organism: Pelecanus crispus (Dalmatian pelican)
Lineage: Eukaryota; Metazoa; Chordata; Aves; Pelecaniformes; Pelecanidae
Source: RefSeq, a predicted model, not a curated record
GUGACUUUGGCCUGGCCACCAAAGUGGAGUACGACGGCGAGCGCAAGAAGACCCUGUGCGGGACCCCCAACUACAUUGCCCCGGAGGUGCUGGGCAAGAAGGGGCACAGCUUUGAGGUGGACAUCUGGUCCAUCGGCUGCAUCAUGUACACUCUGCUGGUGGGGAAACCGCCUUUUGAAACCUCUUGUCUAAAAGAAACAUACAUCCGAAUCAAGAAGAACGAGUAUACUAUUCCCAAGCACAUCAACCCCGUAGCUGCUAACCUCAUCCAGAAGAUGCUGAGGUCUGACCCUGCCACGCGCCCAACUAUCGACGAGUUGCUGAAUGACGAGUUCUUCACGUCGGGAUACAUCCCCAGCCGCUUGCCCACCAGCUGCCUCACCGUUGCACCUAGAUUUUCAAUUGCUCCCAGUGGACUUGAACUGAACGGGCGAAAGCCACUGACUGCACUCAACAAAGGACCAGACAGCCCUGCACUAGAGAACUUGCCGGAAAAGGAAGACGUAGCCGGGCUGCGGGAGCUGGGAGAUGCUGUCGACUGUCACUUAGCAGACAUGUUACAGCAGCUGACUGCCGUAAACUCGGCCAAGCCCUCCGAGAGAGUGGCAGUGAGACAAGAAGAAGCCGAAGACCCAGCCUGCAUUCCCAUCUUCUGGGUUAGCAAAUGGGUGGACUACUCGGAUAAAUAUGGUCUAGGUUACCAGCUGUGUGACAACAGCGUUGGAGUGCUCUUCAACGACUCCACUCGUCUUAUUAUGUACAACGAUGGGGAUAGCUUGCAGUACAUCGAGCAAAACGGCACCGAGUCCUAUUUCACUGUGAGAUCCUACCCCUCUGCCUUGAACAAGAAGAUAACACUAUUGAAAUACUUCCGGAACUAUAUGAGCGAGCACUUGCUGAAGGCGGGUGCUAACAUCACGCCGCGGGAAGGAGACGAGCUGGCCCGUUUGCCCUACCUCUGCACGUGGUUCCGGACCCGCAGCGCCAUCAUCCUGCACCUCAGCAACGGCACUGUGCAGAUCAACUUCUUCCAGGACCACACCAAAGUCAUCUUGUGCCCUCUCAUGGCUGCUGUCACGUACAUAGAUGAGAAACGGGACUUCCGCACGUACAAGCUGAGCCUCAUUGAGGAACACGGAUGCUGCAAGGAGCUGGCCAGCCGGCUCCGCUAUGCUCGCACCAUGGUGGAGAAGCUCCUCAGUUCAAAGUCUGGCUCAGCCCGUGUGAAACCCUCUGCUUAGACCUUGUUCUCGAUGGACUCAACAUCUGUGCCAACUGUCCCAGCCGUGGCUGGGGAGGUUUAGUAGCAUCCCUGCUCGCGCUGUAGCCUCCCAUCACGUAGCGGGGCUCCCGCUCCAGGGUACAGCCUAGUUGGCACGAGGAAGCCCCUGAUGCUGUGGGAAUGGCGUUGUUCACUCUGACUGCUACCCAAAGGUUUCUUGCUCCCCACUCCUAUUAGAAAGUUUAUUUUUUAAUUGCCCACCUAGUCUUUUUUUUUUUUUUUUGUAACUUCCCAAAGCCAAAAGCCUGACUCAAAACCCAACCCUCUUGUUUGAGGCUCCUGGGCCUUCUCUUGAGAGAACAAAGCACAGGGAGAGCAGAACUAUCAUGUAAGUUAUUUGUACAUGUCUGUGCUGAUGCCCUAGGCUUUUGUUUCCUCUUGUAGAAAUUCAGGUAAGGUAUUUAACAUGCCUUAGGGUGAGACUGAGCAAUCAGCCUUUUAAUACUGAAAUUAAUCUACAUGAAACCUAAACUUUUGUAUAUUGCAUAACUUGAUUAAAGAUUGUUC